UAGCAUGUGAAGGGAUAUUGUGCCUCUCUUAUUUCAUAUUUUUCGUUCUUUCUUUCUAGCUAUUUCUCUCUUUUAAUUUUAAUCUCUCUCUCUCUCUCUCUCUCUCUCUCACGCACCCACUAUAAUCCUCCUCCCAACUGGCAUUUUUGAUUCAUUCUCACAAAGAGCUGAAUGGGGAAGAUAGGUGAGUCAGAGUCGGGACAAAACAAGUCAAAUUAUUCAUCUUUUUCCUUUCUUUUUAAAUUCACUCCACACUCUCCUAUAUGUACAUAACUUUUGGUGUGUGAAGUCCAAAUAUAGAGAAACACAUUCCACCAGUCCUCCAUUGAGAUAUACCAUAUAUCAUAUCUACUUAAUUAACUAAAGAGAGGUUAGAGAGAGAGAGAGGUGUUGAUAUUCAUCUAUAUUAUUUACCUAUAUAUCUCUCUCUUCGUGUUAUAUUAAAAGGAAUCGAAACCAUUUGAGAUUAUAGUUUGUGAAAGGGAGAGUAGAAAAAUGAAUGUGUUUGCCUCAGAAUGCAGUAGCGGUUGUGAGUCUGGUUGGACUGUAUACUUGGAGCACUCUAAUUAUCUUUCUCAUAUUCCAAGUGCUUCACGCAGCAGAGAUAUGAAUGGAAAGAGAAAGUCUGAUUUUUGUGAUAUACAAGUUGAUGAGGAGCCGGAUGAUGAAGAAGAAGAUCAAUCAAUGGUUUCUGAUGCAUCUUCUGGGCCUCCACAUUUCAAUGAAAAUGAAGUCUACCUUGAUGAAAACAACAACAAUAAUAAUAAUGGGUGUUCUUAUCCUCCUCAAAUAUCCAAGGAUGCAGAAAAUUUGAAGACUGGAGGAAAAAGGAAGCAAAGAAAUAAUAUCAAGGGAAAAGGUAGGCGCUCGUGUGGUGAUCAACAACAACAACAAUCUUUUUUAGAUGACACUGCUAGCUCUCCUGUCUUCAACUACUCCAAGAAUAACCUCAUUGUGUCAAAUAAUCAAGCUUCUGGAAGCAGUGUUCUGGAUUAUUCACAAGGUUUCUCAUCUACACAUUUUCAGGGGAGAUCUGCAUACCAAGAGCUGCACUUUGGUUUCUUACAAUCUAGUAAUCUAUCUGGAAAUAACCAGUGGUUUCCAGGGUAGCUAGGGAAUGGGAAUGAGAUAUAAGGGAAAGGUUAAGGGAAAAGGGAAUCUUCAUCAGCUGCUGCUCUUUGUAUUUCUACUAGCCACAUGAUUGUAUGGCAGCUGCUGCAAUAGUUGCUAGCUCUAGUAGUAGGGAAUGGUGGGAUCUACAAAGGCUGCAAAAGUUAGAUGGAAUUGGAUCUCGAAAGGGAUCUUGCAUGUUCAUUUUUAUUUUUUUAUUUUUUUAUUUUUCAUUUCUUUUCUAUUUUUCUUUUACUUGUCAAUGCGGUGGGAAAGGUGGUGCAAAUGAGGUGACCUCUUUAACUUACUAUACCUCCCCUACCACCUUUCCAACAAUUUAGAAAAGGGCUAAGCCUUUUCAUUUAGGCAGUCUAUGUGUAUCCAAUGCAGCACUUAAUUUUUUCGAAAUAAGCUAUGCACACUCAUUUUCUUUUUAUGUACAUUUAUGUUAUUUUUUGUUCAUUGAUUCUUAUUUGCAUUAUUCGACUCGAAUAUAUAAAUAAAUUAAAGUGUACAUGAAAAUACAAAGAGUGAAAAUCGUUGUUCUACUUUUUUGUGUAUCCUCAUGCUAUUUUUACCAUGCCAUUGCAGUGCCUAAAAUGUCUCCAAGUUUUCUAAUUCCAUAACUUAAGGAAAACCAAAAGUCAAAAAAUGGUUGUUUUCAUAACAAUUAAAUGAG
Messenger RNA from Pyrus x bretschneideri (Chinese white pear), 1789 nucleotides. Its product is annotated as protein SOB FIVE-LIKE 5-like. Bases 496 to 1110 code for a protein of 204 amino acids. NCBI's taxonomy places the organism in Eukaryota, Viridiplantae, Streptophyta, Magnoliopsida, Rosales, Rosaceae. The transcript is spliced from 4 exons. The record is from RefSeq and is a predicted model, not a curated record. Gene Ontology annotation, biological process: cytokinin biosynthetic process.